Drosophila subobscura is the source of this 540-nucleotide messenger RNA. RefSeq lists its product as uncharacterized. The transcript is spliced from 3 exons. The coding region runs from base 27 to 536 and encodes 169 amino acids. Lineage: Eukaryota; Metazoa; Arthropoda; Insecta; Diptera; Drosophilidae. The record is from RefSeq and is a predicted model, not a curated record.
AAGCACGCGCAGCCGCAGCCGCCAAAAUGAAGUACUAUCCCGAUGCGGACGUUUGGUUCUUUGUGGACAAGCACAGCUGCCUGAGCAGCUACCAGAAGUAUCCCAAGUGGCACAGCUGGAAGCUGGAGAAUCGCAGCGCCAGCCGCGUGAUGCACUACUGGCGCGACACGGAGGGUGUCAAGAUGCCGGAGGUGCAGCGGAAGGAUCUGUACUUUACGAACUGGCCCAAGACGCGCAUCCGGCCGCAGGCCUGCCUCGGCAUGCUCUAUGCCACGGGCUUCCGGUUCAUACGACUCAGCAAGGCACCGCCAGCGGGCUUCAAGUGUGCCCCGCUGCCCAUCAAUCUGGCCACGGCGCAAGUGGUCAAGGUAAACCUCGCCAAGAAACGCAAGGCGGACAGGAAGGCCGCCAAGAAGGCCAAGGCGGCGGCUAAGCUGGCCAAAAAGGAGGCAAAGGCCAACAAGGGCAAGAAGGGCGGCAAGGCAGGCGAUCUCAAGCCAAAGGUCAUUAAAACCUAUGAAAAUGUUGAUAAAUAAUAAA